Messenger RNA from Ostreobium quekettii, 1167 nucleotides. The record is from the annotation of a GenBank genome assembly. NCBI's taxonomy places the organism in Eukaryota, Viridiplantae, Chlorophyta, Ulvophyceae, Bryopsidales, Ostreobiaceae.
AUGCACGGCACGCCGCACCGCGAAGCCCCAGGCAACGCUCGACGCCCUCAGCGAGCCCCGUCGCCCGGCCUGGACACCAAUGAGCAUGGCGGUGGGCACCCAAACGCGAUCCCCUAUGUGCGAGGGUCGGCGCAUCCCACGCGAUUGCCGGCUGCGAAAUUGCGCGCUGGGGCUGAUCAGGGUGCCGCAGCGCCGCAGGUUGAUCAGGAGGAUUCCUCCAACAGCGCAGCAGCCUCUCCGUCCGAAGUUCAGAGUGGUGAGCAGAAGGCAGUACUGAAGCUGCUGGUGUCCAAUGCCGUCGCCGGCUCCAUAAUCGGAAAGGGCGGCGCGACCAUCAGCGAGUUUCAGCAGUCGUCGCAGGCAAGGAUCCAGCUGUCCAGGGCAGGGGAGUACUUCCCAGGCACGAAGGAGCGCAUUGCGGUCAUCUCGGGAACGCUGCACGCCGUGCUGACGGCAGUGCACCUGGUGCUGGGAAAGAUAAAGGAAGAGGCUGUGGAAGAGGAGGAGGGGGAGGAGGACGACGAGGAGAGGGAUGAGGAGGAUGAACACCUGGCUUCUCAGGGUGGCCUCACGGUGAAGUUAUGCAUUCCCAUUCGCUUGUGUGGGGCCAUCAUAGGCAAGGGUGGGCAGACAGUGAGGGCAUUCAUGGAUGACUGCAAGGCAGACAUCAGGAUCCAAGGGCAUGAGCAGCUACUCCCCGGUGUGACUGAGCGCCUGGUCGCUGUGAAGGGAAUGACGGCACAGAUAAUGCGGGCUUUUGGUCUGAUCCUGAGCAAGCUGUCGGAGGACCCAAAGUAUGAUGAGUAUGCCGACCAACCGAUUUCUCCAGCCUCACGGUACAGGGGACCCUCAUUGGCAUCGUUGUCUUCUUACGUUGCUCCACUGGCAGCUGUGCCAACAAUGCUGGUAAUGGAGGUCUCCAAUGCUGACGCUGGAGCCAUUCUUGGAAGGAGGGGAAGGAAUAUUGCAGACAUCACACAGGAAUCUCGUGCACGCGUUAAAGUGUCAGACAGAGAUGAUGUGAAUCCAGACACGGGGUGCAGGAAGGUCACGAUUACAGGCUCGCUGGAGGCCGUCCACUUGGCCCAGCUGCUGGUGUGUCAGAAGGUCGGCCAGUCCGAAAAUGCUGGUGGAAGGUACAGCACCGAUGGCCGCCCUUCCGCCUGA